This is a messenger RNA of Sinocyclocheilus anshuiensis, 1929 nucleotides long. It is a transcript of the gene phf11, whose product is annotated as PHD finger protein 11. The transcript has 21 exons. NCBI's taxonomy places the organism in Eukaryota, Metazoa, Chordata, Actinopteri, Cypriniformes, Cyprinidae. The record is from RefSeq and is a predicted model, not a curated record. Gene Ontology annotation, cellular component: nucleus. The coding region runs from base 177 to 1703 and encodes 508 amino acids.
AAGAUAAUCGAGAUUACUGUCUGGAGCUCGAGUAGUUAACAAGAGUGUUUUUAUGCAUGCAAAAUGACAAAGAUCAAAAUGACCCGCCUUCUACAGAAUAAAAUGAAAACGAAACUUAAAGGAACAUUGCAAUAUAAACUUGAAUCGUCGUUGAAUGUCAUCAAGCAGAGCUCAACAUGGGAUCGGAUCAAUUUCAAUCUCAGAAUACAAUUAUUUGUGCACUUUGCGAGAAAUCAGACGAAACUGAAAUCACAGGGCCUCUCUCCUCCAAAGGAAACAUCUCCGCACAUCAAAACUGUUUGUUGUUUGCAUCAGCGAUCUACUGCAAGAAAUCGCCCACCUAUGACGACCUGUUUGGAUUUGAUGUAGAAGAUGUAAAGAAAGAGCUGAAGAGAGGAAAAAGACUACUUUGCCACCUCUGUAAAAAAAACGGUGCUACAGCGGGAUGUGAUGUAAAACGUUGUAAGCGCUCGUACCAUUAUCCCUGCGCCAUAGAGGAUCGUGCCAGAGCCCUUGAAGACCGUUUUAUACUGUUCUGUGAAUUACAUGAUCCAGAAUCCCCCCAAAAAAAAGGUUCGCCAGACGGUCGAAGGCCUAACAUGAAAAGGCCUGAAAGGAGAGAUUCUGAUUCAUCUACAGGGUCGUCAGAAGUGAAUUUGCCCAAAAAGAAGAAGAACGUGUCAUUUAUUUUGUUAGAUUCUGAUGAUGACACUGAAUAUUUGCAUCCUCCAGUAGAGUCAGAUAUAGAGGACUUUACACCUCCAAAUCAGAACAAUCCGUCAACUCCUGAUCCUGAAAGUAAAAGACCCUGUGCAAAGCCCAGUCCAUCAACCACAGGUUCAAAUAAACACAGUGUGUGUUCAUUAAACUUAACGUCUGCUCAGAAGGCUUGUGGAUCAGCAGACAAUCCAGGAGAAUUGCAUGGCAUGAGUAAACGUUAUCCAUAUAUGUACAGAGCAUGUACGUUUCGAUCGCUAAAAGUGGGAAAGCCCAGAAGGGGAAAAAAUAAAAGCAUUCUAGACUCAGAUGAUGAAAGCCCAACCAGCACUGACCGUGUAGUAGCUCCAGGGGUGUCAGAUCUGGAGGACUCUAUGCUUCAAAAACAGCCCAAUCAGUCCACUCCUAUGCCUAAAAAAACAAGGCCGUGUGAAAAACUUAAUCCAUCAACCACAGAAGCUGACGAUGACACCGACAUUGAUUCAGAAGAGUCUCAGAGUUUGUUACCAUCAAAAACGUACCAUAUCACUAUUCCCUGUAGCGUUAUUUUGGACUCUGGACCCUUUGCAGAAUCAGGUCAGCCCGGGUCACCUCAGCAUUCAAGGCCCACUGUAGACGUUCCAGCAGUCCCUUCGACAGGGGUUUCUUCAUCACCAGGUCGUCUCGCUGCAGCAGAUGCUUCUGAUGUGGGUGCCACAGUGAAAUCUGAGUCCAGUGCCACCAUAUUUUGGACCAGAUGUAAUGAGGCCGGGUGGACUAAAGAAAUCUUCUCAGAGCUUGUGUCUCAGCUGAGCAGCCUAGGAGAAAGAGUGCAGUCACAGAAAGACAGCCACCAAGAUUAUGAUGUUGCUCUCAAAGUAUUGGGGGCAUCUGGACGGCUGCCUUGCAUUAUUACUCAGCUGGAACAAGACCUGGAGAAAGAGGAACGGGAUUUGCGGAGGAAAGAAGCAGCACUGAGGGAUGCCAAAGCUGUACUAGAUGUUUAAUAUAAACAAUAUAACAGAAUUAAGAUGUUUUAUUAUUUUUAACAAUUAAUUUUUUCAAUGUUUAUUUUUUUAAGCCCAGAACAUUUCUGCACUUUGCAUAUGGUAUAUGUUUUUUUAAUGGGGGUUUACAGUAUGUCAGUGACAGAAAUAUCAUGAAAUAUGUCUGCAUAUGCCAGUGACAGAAAUAUCAUGAAAUAUGUCUGCAUAUGCCGUUUUGAUAUGAUCG